Metschnikowia bicuspidata var. bicuspidata NRRL YB-4993 is the source of this 534-nucleotide messenger RNA. RefSeq lists its product as uncharacterized. Lineage: Eukaryota; Fungi; Ascomycota; Pichiomycetes; Serinales; Metschnikowiaceae. The record is from RefSeq and is a predicted model, not a curated record. The coding region runs from base 1 to 534 and encodes 177 amino acids. The transcript has a single exon.
AUGCUGGAAAUUGAGAAGCCAGUUCACAAAAUUGUUGAUGAAGCAACCAAAGGCCUAGAGCAGCUCGAGGUGCAGGAAAAAAAACCGAAACAAAGGAAAGCACAGAGCGAGGAAGAAUAUCUAGAACAGAAAAGACAGUUUGCAGAGAGCGGUCCCCAAGUCAAUAGCGAUGACUGGCUCUUUGACGAGGACCUUGUAUCAAGUUUAGACAACACAAAGAAAUUUGACCGUGUCCAUAUUCUACAUGCGUGUGAAAAGGCUUACUUCAUUAAGGACUACAGGAAAUGCCUAGAGCUUAUUCAAUUGGGAGAGCGUCUUUUCGGGGUUGAGCUUGAUGAUGACUCAGUUAAUGAUGGUUUGAAGACCGACUUUCAAAACGCAGGACGGAAAACAAGGAAAAGUACAAAGGUGGAGCGUCAUGUGGUAGAGCUUUUGCACAUAAAGGAAGCUUGUCUCAAGAAAUCCGAAGAUGCCCGACUUGAAUCAAAUGAUAGUGACAAAGCAACACCCGCGUUGAGACACGACCGGAACUGA